AGACUGAGAGGAGAAAUGGAGCAGCAGGCAGUUCAGGUGGACCUAGAAACCUACUCCUGUUCGAUCUGUCUGGAUCUACUGAAGGAUCCAGUGACUAUUCCCUGUGGACACAGUUACUGUAUGAACUGUAUUAAAACACACUGGAAUCAAGAGGAUCAGAAAGGAAUCCACAGCUGUCCUCAGUGCAGGAAAACUUUCAUACCGAGGCCUGACCUGGAGAAGAACACCAUGUUAGCAGCUUUAGUGGAGCAGCUGAAGAAGACUGGACUCCAAGCUGCUCCUGCUGAUCACUGCUAUGCUGGACCUGAAGAUGUGGCCUGUGAUUUCUGCACUGGAAGAAAACUGAAAGCCAUCAAGUCCUGUUUAUUCUGUCUGGCCUCUUACUGUGAGAAACACCUUCAGCCUCAUUAUGAUGUGGCUCCAUUACACAAACACAAGCUGGUGGAGCCCUCCAAGAACCUCCAGGAGAACAUCUGCUCUCGUCAUGAUGAGGUGAUGAAGAUGUUCUGCCGUACUGAUCAGAAGUGUAUCUGUAGUCUCUGCUCUGCGGAGGAACAUAAAGGCCACGACAAAGUCUCAGCUGAAGCAGAAAGGACUGAGAGGCAGAGAGAGCUGGAGGUGAGACGAGAAGAAAUCCAGCAGAGAAUCCAGGACAGAGAGAAAGAUGUGAAGCUGCUUCAACAGGAGGUGGAGGCCAUCAAUCACUCUGCUGAUAAAACAGUGGAGGACAGUGAGAAGAUCUUCACUGAGCUGAUCCGUCUCAUCCAGAAAAGAAGCUCUGAUGUGAAGCAGCAGAUCAGAUCCCAGCAGGAAACUGAAGUGAGUCGAGUCAAAGAGCUUCAGGAGAAGCUGGAGCAGGAGAUCACUGAGCUGAAGAGGAAAGACGCUGAGCUGAAGCAGCUCUCAAACACAGAGGAUCACAACCAGUUUCUCCACAACUACCCCUCACUGUCAGCACUCAGUGAGUCUACACACUCAUCCAGCAUCAAUAUCCGUCCUCUGAGAUACUUUGAGGAUGUGACAGCAGCUGUGUCAGAGCUCAGAGAUAAACUACAGGACAUCCUGAGAGACACAUGGACAAACAUCUCACUGACCCUCACUGAGGUGGAGGUUUUACAGUCAGAACCAGAACCAAAGAGCAGAGCUGGAUUCUUAAAAUAUUCAUGUGAAAUCACACUGGAUCCAAACACAGCAAACACAUGGUUGUUACUAUCAGAGGAGAACAGGAAGGUGAAGAGAAUGGAUCAACUUCAGUCUUAUUCUCGACAUCCAGACAGAUUCACAAAUUGCCUUCAGGUUCUGAGUAGAGAGAGUCUGACUGGACGUUGUUACUGGGAGGUGGAGUGGAGAGGAGAACUAAUUUCUGUAGCAGUUGCAUACAAGAACAUCAGCAGAGUAGGAUGUGGGAAUGAAUGUAGAUUUGGAUGUAAUGACAAAUCUUGGGCAUUAAGAUGUUCCCAAGACAGUUAUAGAUUUGUUCACAACAACAUCUGGACCUCCAUCUCAGGUCCUGGUUCCUCCAGAGUAGGAGUGUACCUGGAUCACAGAGCAGGUCUUCUGUCCUUCUACAGCGUCUCUGAAACCAUGACUCUCCUCCACAGAGUCCAGACCACAUUCACUCAGCCGCUACAUGCUGGAGUUGGAGUUGGGUUGAAAUCUUCUGCAGAGUUGUGUAAACCCAAAUAGAUGUUCUGUCUUGUUUCUGAUUGUUGAUCAGGGUUCAUGGUUCUGAUGUCUCUGCUCUGCUGUUCUGUUCUUCUUCAUUGUUCUUGUUUAAAUGUAGUUCUCUGUGUCUGUGUUCCAGGAACCAGAAAGGAUUUCACUGCUGAUGUUUUCUUUCAUUCUUAUUUGACACAGAAAUAUUUCUCCACAUGAAAAUCUAAACUUCUCUGGGCUCUAAUGGUUCUGGUUUCAUAUUUGUAUUGAUGUAUUUGUAUCUUCUGGUUUCUCUUCCACUGUUCUGCAGAACAAAUGUUGUUCUUGUUUAAAUCAGUUGAGAUUGAAGUGAACUGAACUUGCUUCUGGUUUCUUUAUUGUGAUCCAAAGAAGAAAACUGAAACUAACAUCAACUUAGAACUGAUGCUGUUUUCUUCUGAAUCCUUUAGAUUUAGAUCAGAAAAAUAUAUGUCUGCUGUUCUGUCUCUUUGGAUUUCUUCAAUAAAACAACUUGAUUCCAGAGAAA
Messenger RNA from Girardinichthys multiradiatus, 2182 nucleotides. RefSeq names its product tripartite motif-containing protein 16-like. The transcript has a single exon. The record is from RefSeq and is a predicted model, not a curated record. Gene Ontology annotation, molecular function: protein binding; zinc ion binding. Bases 16 to 1686 code for a protein of 556 amino acids. Lineage: Eukaryota; Metazoa; Chordata; Actinopteri; Cyprinodontiformes; Goodeidae.